This is a messenger RNA of Alternaria metachromatica, 1251 nucleotides long. RefSeq lists its product as uncharacterized. The record is from RefSeq and is a predicted model, not a curated record. Gene Ontology annotation, cellular component: nucleoplasm; ribonuclease H2 complex. NCBI's taxonomy places the organism in Eukaryota, Fungi, Ascomycota, Dothideomycetes, Pleosporales, Pleosporaceae. The transcript has a single exon. The coding region runs from base 1 to 1251 and encodes 416 amino acids. Gene Ontology annotation, biological process: ribonucleotide metabolic process; RNA catabolic process.
AUGGCGCGCACACGUUCGAAACCCGCAAAGGCCGCACCCAAAGAAUCCACCCCCGAACCUACCACCACGGCAAAACCGCUGCCCGCAAGCACAUCGAACCCCCCGAAACUGUUUGUUCUACCAAAAGACACAUCCAAAGACGCGCGCAUAGUCAGCCUCGACAACCCCGCAAAUGAUACACCAUCAAGAUAUUUCUUCUGCCCUGAGAAAGGCUUCUACGAGUUCACGCGCAUCGCUGCGCCGAAGAAAGACUUCAAGAGUUGGUUGAUAACAGGGGAGAAGAGCGAGGAUGACACCAUAGAGGAAGGAGAUGCCUCACGGAUAGGCAGCGGCUACAUCACCAAAUCCGCCGACCUCUUCAUCGCAACACCAAUCGACAUCCUCUUCCUCAUCCUCCCUGCCCUCACACCAAAGUCAGCAAAAGACACGAAACAGCACUUCCUCGCCUUCGAUGACUACCUCGACACGCUCUCAUCCGCUUCACCGCAUUGGAAAGCGCUGUUAUCACAAUAUCCUACCCUGAAGACUAUGAUAGAAACCAAGAUGCGAAGGAUGUGCGACACAGUCGACGCAGGCGAAGAGUCCAUGUACCGGCUCUCGCACCCCAAACUUCUCGAAAUCCUCGUCUCAAAAGCCGAACGCAUGGUCAAGAAAGGACUGCCACCGUCGAUGGAGGAGAGAUUUAUCAAGACAGCUCUGGAAAUACCCAUCAUGAGCAUAAAGCGCGAGGAAAGCACACCAAGCACCGUUUCAGCAACAGAUGCAGCGUCAGAGAAGGAGAACGACACAACGACGACCUCACAAACGAGCGUCACAACAACAACAACACCCCCCUCCGACGCCCCCACAAAACCCACCCUCACAACCCCCACCGAAAUCCCCCACCUCCUCCGCCUCCGCACAUCCCUAACCUACCUCCUCUCCUCCUACACCCCACCAUCUCUCCGCACCCCCUUACUCGCUCUCCUAUCCGCGCGCUUCGCACCCCUCGACACCCAUCUCUCCGCCAUCGCGACCCUCAAAUCCGAAGCGCUGUCCCUACGCUCCAUCUCAGACAACAUCUCGCGGAAGAGAGCGAUUGAAGAAGACGAAGAGAAGAUUGCCGAAAGGGAAGAAAAGAAGCGGAAGAAGGAGGAUGAGGAGAGGAAGAAGAAGAGUGAGGGGAGGGGCGUUAAGGCGCUUAAGAAGGUCGAUACGAGUGGGAUGAAGAAGAUGAGUAGUUUUUUUAGUGUUAAGCCGAAGGCGAAGUAG